GACAGUGACAUUAACUGAAUCUCAGGUUUUGUUUCUCACUUUGCUUCGGACUCUAACAGCUUCCAGGACCAGGAAGAUGUCUGUGACCAUGAGCAGGACCGACGGGGUCACCGUGUUCACGCUGACCUCUGACCCUGACAGUCGCUGGCCUCCACUGUGCCAGAUCCUGAAGACUCUUUGCUACAGCCCGGUGUGCUGCUCCGUGUCCCGGCCGCUGGGGGCGGUCCUGAAGACGUCUCUGUCCGUCCUCGCGGCCGUCCACAUGAUGAUCGGGCUGCUUAACAUUGGCCUUGGCGCCAUCAUCCACCUGUCUUACAUUUCUCCUUACUUUUACUGGAACAGCUACUUUCCCUACUGGAUGGGAUCUCUGUUCAUUGUGUUUGGUAUCAUGUGCAUUUUAACUGAGAAGUAUCCAAGUCCAUGUCUGGUCGUCCUCAAUGUGACUGUCAACCUGGUUGGUGGUGCUCUUGCCAUGGCUGCCAUUGUGCUCUACAGUAUAUUUGAGGGUGAUAUAUAUGUAUGGUUUUCCUGUGAAGACGGGCCCAACUACGACUACUACUCUUACCCCAGGCCAAGUCCACCCUCCGCUUACGUUAAGGAGAAAUGCUUGGAGAGCAAAGCAAUGAUCCAGAUGCUUCUGCGGAGCAUUACUGGGGUCCUGAUUGUCCUGUCGGUGGUGGAGCUCUGCGUCGCCAUCAGCUCCGCCGUGCUGGGCAUCAUAGCUCUGAGCAACAAACAAAAACAGACCUCUGAGGAGCCGGAGCAUUUCAAGCCUCUGCUGGAGGAAAUCACCACCAACCCUGCAGUCUAAACGUCUUUCACUUCCUGUAAAGAUUAAUCCUGCAUUUCAUCCCACUCACAGGGUUAAUAUCUACAUGAAUCACUUAUAAGCAGUUUGUGGGAUUUUUUAAAAUGCAAUUUAUGCUUUUUCUAUUGUCUCCUGCACUUUUGUAUUAAAUACCAAAUCAUUUUACUUUGAUUUUCUUGAUCAUUACAUUUUUUUUGUUCCUUUUGUAUUCUGAUAUCAGCAAAUAUUCAAUCAUGUACUGCAUGAGAUUUUUUUUUUGUUGUAAUUACAAAUUUUCACCACUGCAUCAUAAAAAUAAAUGCAUGGAAAUGA
Molecule: messenger RNA, 1120 nt
Organism: Poeciliopsis prolifica (blackstripe livebearer)
Lineage: Eukaryota; Metazoa; Chordata; Actinopteri; Cyprinodontiformes; Poeciliidae
Product: transmembrane protein 176B-like
Exons: 7
Coding region: 77-811 (244 amino acids)
Cellular component (GO): membrane
Source: RefSeq, a predicted model, not a curated record